GUCAUCUUAAAGUCAAGAGUCAACAAAUGUCAUCUGUCAUUAUUUUUUCAUGUUUUCUGUUUAAUUUUGCUUGCAACCGUCGUGGCGCGCGUUUUUCUAAUUAAAUUCUUAUUAGAUUCUCACUCAACUGCAUUGACAUUAUAUCAGAUUAUAAUUUUGUUACAAAAUGAGUGCGUGGCCUGAAGUUACGACUGCAAAGUCGGAAAAUCGUCAUGAAAUCAAAUUGGCGGGUGCGGCUAUAUCGAAACGUAUAACGGAAGGUGGUUUAGACAAAGGAAUAUUUCAAUUAACAAAUAUUAACCUUUUAAAUAUUAGCGAUACGUGUCUAACAGCUAUACCAGAUGAUAUAAGUCGGCUGGCGAACCUACAAUCCUUAUUGUUAUACGGCAACAAGAUAACAGAAUUCAAUGAAAACAUAACCUCUUUGAAAAAAUUAAAAGUACUUGAUCUAUCGAGGAACUUGCUGAAGAAGAUACCACAGAGUCUAAAUGAGAUGAAAGAAUUAACUAACAUCAAUCUAAGUUCAAAUGAAAUUGAGGAAAUGCCAAAAUUCACAGAUUUUCCGAAUUUGCUCACAAUUGACAUGUCUAAUAACAAACUGACUAGUUUUCUGGACUUGGAAAGCGCUGUUCUGGCUCAUUUGACUGAUCUGAAGAUAAAAGGAAAUGCUAUUGAAGUACUGCCCAGCUACAUAGUUCGCAGCUUACCCUCACUGAAAAAUUUCGACAUCGGUGACAACCAAUUGAAAUCAGUUCCUGGAGAAAUGGCGAGCAUGGGGAAAUUAAAAGAAUUAAACCUCAAAGGCAACAAGUUUACUGACAAAAGGUUCAUGAAGUUAGUUGACCAGUGCCGGACCAAACAAGUUAUGGACUACAUCCGAGACCAUUGCCCGAAAACCGACCAGAGCCAGCCUACGGGCAAGACUAAGGGAAAGAAAGGAAAAAAGGAAGAACCAGCUCAGGAGGAACAGGAAUGUGAUCUUUGCCAUGCAAUGAAGAUUCUUCACGUAGAGGAUGAUAUCUUACGAGUGAAAAUAAUUGAGUCUCAAGUUGCUGGUGUACGACCUUAUAUACUCUGUUGCAUUGUAAAUGACUUGAACUUUGAUGAGACGUCAUUCAAAAAGUUCAUUCAAAUGCAAACUAAGCUACAUGAUACAAUCUGCGAUAAAAGGAAUGUUGCUACCAUCGCUACACAUGACCUAGAAAAGAUUGCUCCAGGUGACCUCGUUUACACAGCAAAGGCCCCAUCAGCUCUGAAACUGACACCUCUGUCAAGGGUGAGGCCUUACUCUGGAGAGCAACUGUUCCAGCAGCUGACAGCUGAAGCAGAGGCUCUCAGGAAGGAAAAGAAGAGAAAUGUUUACUCUGGAAUACACAAAUACCUGUACUUAUUGGAAGGCAAGUCCCUGUAUCCAUGCCUGGAAGAUGCCAGUGGCAAGGUUAUCAGUUUCCCACCAAUCACUAACUCCGAAGAAACUAAGAUGUCGCAAAACAGCAAGUCGAUGUUGGUCGAAGUGACAUCACACACGUCGCUCGGGGCCUGCAAGACGGUCAUGAACAAGCUGCUGCAAGAGUGCCUGUUGUUGGGCAUUGGGCCUGAAUUAGAACCUGGCUCCGUUUACAACACUUUGACUGUGCAGCAAGUCAAAGUGGUAGAUCUUGAAGGGAACCUCAAGAACGUGUACCCUUCGCGAACUGACUGCGUCUUCGAAGGCACGAACAUAAAGGUUCUACGUAGCAACAAGAAGUAAAUACCUAUACUUAAUUCAACAAUACUUAUUUAAAAUAACGAAAGCCGUGAAGUCAAUAGCCGGGUCUACAUCGGACAAUCUAAGGUACUCCGAUGCCAUAGCUGAGGAGGCUUAUAAACCUUACCCGAUCCAAGCUGCGAAAAGUGAAUUAUUUGUGACACUUUUGGUGUUGCAAGUGUUCUUAGAUUACGGUUUUUGCUUAACAUCAGGCGAGACGUAAGUUAUAUAUACUGCUAUCUAUUAUACAAGGAAUGAGGGGCAUAGUCAAGGACCCGAUUCUGGUGGUUGGUCUUAUGGAAAAAGUUGUUUUAUUUGCACAUCAGAAUAGGGCCCUUGAAUACGUCCCUCGUGCAAAAUAACGCCCUGCAUAAAAAACACGCGUAUCUGUAUCAGCCUUUUCUACUUUAUCAACUGGAUCUGCAGCUGGAUCAACAAGAAACGAUCGUAGGUUUUGGAUUGCGACCCCUAAUCACCGAUCCAAGAUCUUAUGAUCGGUAACGAUCGGCGACCCAAAAUUGUCUGUGGUGUACAUCCGGCUAAUGAAAGAGGCUACAAAAUGACUCGGGACGUAAUGACGUCACUUUACACCUGAUGAUUCACUAAAUAUUAAUCUACGUAACUAUGUAAUAGGUGCCAAGUCACGUGAUUAGGUCUUUGCAAAGGAUCUGUCCAGAAACAUGUAUUAUUUCGGUAUUUAACUUCAAAUAUUACUCGUAAUAUGUCCAUAAAAUUAUUGUGAUUAUACUAUUAUGCCUUAUGACAUAUAAAAAUUAUUGCCAAUAUUAAAAAAAAAUUCUCUAUGCACAAA
This is a messenger RNA of Spodoptera exigua (beet armyworm), 2558 nucleotides long. The record is from the annotation of a GenBank genome assembly. Lineage: Eukaryota; Metazoa; Arthropoda; Insecta; Lepidoptera; Noctuidae.